This is a messenger RNA of Protobothrops mucrosquamatus (brown spotted pit viper), 635 nucleotides long. Its product is annotated as E3 ubiquitin-protein ligase RNF123-like. The transcript is spliced from 7 exons. Gene Ontology annotation, cellular component: cytoplasm. Bases 96 to 635 code for a protein of 179 amino acids. Gene Ontology annotation, molecular function: ubiquitin-protein transferase activity. NCBI's taxonomy places the organism in Eukaryota, Metazoa, Chordata, Lepidosauria, Squamata, Viperidae. The record is from RefSeq and is a predicted model, not a curated record.
UAAACAUAAUUCUACACCUGCAACCUUCCACAUCAUUUGGAGACCAAAAUUAUUGCAAUACUAUGCAGUUAGUGACAUUAAUACUGUCCUGAACUAUGACAUCAAGAAGUUCUGGCACAGCAUUUCCUCGGAAGAAUUACAGAUUAAGCACCGAGUCUGAAAAGUCCAAAAUUGCAGGAAUAGUGAACGGCAAGCUCCUGAAUGAUUAUCUUCAUCGUAUUUUUCCCAGUGCUGAUGGAACUCAACCUUCUGCUGCAUGCAGGAAGCAUCUAUCAUUUCAAAAUCUACAAGAACAUAUAGAACAAUUAUUAGCAGAAAGUGCCAGCUCAGAAGAUGGUCAAGAUCAAACUGUAGAUGGCAGACUCGGCCCUUCAACUGUAGUGCUGGAUCAUACUAGUGGCUUUGAAGGGCUCCUGCUGGUAGAUGAUGAUCUGCUUGGAGUGAUUGGGCAUAGUAACUUUGGUUCUAUUAGAGCUACUACCUGUGUAUAUAAAGGUAAAUGGAUCUAUGAGGUCCUGGUUUCAUCCCAAGGUCUCAUGCAAAUUGGCUGGUGCACUCUCAAUUGUCGGUUCAAUCAAGAGGUAAUGUUACAGCAUUGCAUACACAGUAUUGCCACUCUUUCUAAAUAUUAUUAA